Messenger RNA from Botrytis sinoallii, 837 nucleotides. RefSeq lists its product as uncharacterized. The coding region runs from base 1 to 837 and encodes 278 amino acids. The record is from RefSeq and is a predicted model, not a curated record. NCBI's taxonomy places the organism in Eukaryota, Fungi, Ascomycota, Leotiomycetes, Helotiales, Sclerotiniaceae. Gene Ontology annotation, molecular function: oxidoreductase activity. The transcript has 3 exons.
AUGGAUUUGAUGCAGCGGGAGGGAAAGUAUACUGUACCUCCACAAGCGGGGAGAAUACUGGGUGUGGAGUUUUCCGGGGUAAUUGAGAAACUUGGGGAUGGGAAUAUUGGGGAUUUUAAAGUUGGUGAUGAGGUUUUUGGACUUGCGUAUGGUGGGGCGUAUGCUGAGUACAUCGCAUCAUCUACAAAAAUGCUCAUUCACAAACCGGCUCAUAUAUCUUGGUCUGUAGCUGCUGGGAUCCCAGAGGUUAUGUAUGAAGUCUCUAUACCAGGAGAUAAUGUUCUAUGGCAUGCCGGAGCAUCCGCAGUGUCCAUUGCCGGAAUCCAACUAUCCAAAGCGGCUGGAGCCAACAAGAUACUCGUCACUGCUGGUUCCGAUGAGAAGAUCGCUUUCUGCAAGAGUUUGGGCGCAACACACGGCUUCAACUACAAUACCGAAAACUGGAUCCAAGGAGUUCUAGAUGCAACUGACGAACGUGGAGCAGAUGUAAUUGUUGACUUCAUUGGAAAGAAUUACGCCCAGGGAAACUUUGAAGCCGCAGCUAUGGACGGAAGGAUUGUCCAACUAGCCAGUCUUAGUGGAUCCAAACUCGAUAGCCUAGAUAUCACUCUCCUCGAAAUAGCGUUUGCGAUGGGAUGGAGUAGACUGAGAAGCAGACCUUUAGAUUACCAGGGGAAAUUAAGAGAUGUUUUGGUCGAAACUGCCUUACAGAAAUUUGCAGAUGGUACAUUCAAGGUUCCUAUCGAGAGAAUUUUUUCCUGGAAAGAUAUUAGGGAGGCUCAUACAUUUAUGGAAACCAAUCUGUCAAAAGGUAAAAUAAUUUGUACGGUGGACUGA